Molecule: messenger RNA, 2496 nt
Organism: Nymphaea colorata (pocket water lily)
Lineage: Eukaryota; Viridiplantae; Streptophyta; Magnoliopsida; Nymphaeales; Nymphaeaceae
Product: valine--tRNA ligase, mitochondrial 1-like
Biological process (GO): valyl-tRNA aminoacylation
Cellular component (GO): cytosol
Molecular function (GO): valine-tRNA ligase activity; aminoacyl-tRNA deacylase activity; ATP binding
Source: RefSeq, a predicted model, not a curated record
AUGUUCCGGAUGCUGGUCACGCGCUACGCCAGCAAACUGGCCAAGCCCAAGAAGCAAGCCUCCUAUAUGCUCCAGGAGAAGAAAGUGGAAACCGAACAGGUCCCGCUUAGGAAGCCAUCGCCAAGAAGAGCGAUAUUUUUCCAUGCCAACAACCAGACCACCAAUCCCAAGAGGUUUACCAUCUGCCUACCUCCACCCAACGUCAGGUAUCUUCACAUUGGACACGCCCUCACCGUCGCCAUCGAGGAUGCCUUGGUCAGGAAUAAGAGGAUGAGCGGAUAUGAGACUCUUUUUAUACCGGGCACUGAUCAUGCUGGUAUUGCCACCCAGACUGUUGCUGAAAAGAAAUUGUUCAAGUAAACAGGCAAAACACGCCACGAUCUUGGAAGAGAGAAGUUUUUGGAAGUUGUCUGGCAGUUCAAGGAAACGCAUGGAAACGGUAUUCUCAACCAGCUCAGACGCACAGCUGGUUCUAUGGAUUGGGACAGACUAGCCUUCACCAUGGACGACAAUCUCUCCAAAGCCGUCGCUGAGGGCUUCGUAAGACUCUUCUAGAUGGGUUUGAUCUACCGCGCAAACCGUUUGGUCAACUGGUCAACAUCCCUAAAGACCGCCAUAUCCGAUAUCGAGGUCGAGCACAUCGACAUCGAGAAGAGGAAGUUGCUGGACGUUCCCGGAUACGAUAAGAAGGUGGAGUUUGGAGUCAUUGUCCACUUCAAGUACGCCCUUAAGGAGGACCCCACCCGCUUCGUCGAAGUCGCCACCACCAGAAUUGAGACCAUGCUGGGUGAUACCGCCAUCGCCGUCCACCCCGAAGAUCCACGCUACAAGGACCUUAUCGGCAAGGAAAUACAACACCCCUUCAUCCCCGAUAGGCGCAUGGUAGUCAUUGCCGACGAAAUGGUCGACAGGGAGUUUGGAACUGGAUGCGUCAAGAUCACCCCAGCACACGAUCACAACGAUUAUGCUUGCGGACAGAGGCACAAGCUGGAGUUCAUCAACAUUUUCACCGAGGACGGUCUCAUCAACGAAAACGGAGGACAGUUCAAGGGACUCAAGCGAUUCGAAUGCCGCAGGAUCAUCGAGGAGGAGCUAAAGAAGCUGGGUCUUUUCGUUGAGAAGAAGGACAACAAGAUGCGUCUCGGUCUGUGCUCGCGCUCCCAGGACGUCAUCGAGCCCAUCAUCAAGCCACAGUGGUAUGUAAAAUGCUCAGAGAUCUCCAACAAGAUGAUCGAUAUCGUCAAGACUGGAGAGAUGAUCAUCCACCCCAAGGAAGAGGAAGACACUUGGUACCGCUGGAUGGAGAACCUCAAGGAUUGGUGCAUCUCCAGACAGCUCUGGUGGGGCCACCGCAUUCCCGCCUACUUCGCUUACAAGAAGGGAAAUAGGCCUGAACAGACCAUCUCCACCGAUAACUGGGUCGCCGCCAGGAAUCUGGAAUAGGCUUACGAAAAGGCUGCCAAACUGCUGAACCUGCCAAGGGAGGAGAUCGAAAUCGAGCAGGACGGCGAUGUGCUUGACACCUGGUUCAGCUCUGGACUCUUCCCCUUCUCUCCACUCAAGUGGCCAGACGUUGAGCAUCCCGACUUCACCACUUUCUUCCCCAACCAGAUCCUCUAAACCGGCCACGAUAUCCUCUUCUUCUGGGUCGCUCGUAUGGUCAUGAUGUCCGUAUGGCUGACUGGCAAAAUCCCCUUCAAGGAGGUCCUGCUGCAUCCCUUGGUCUGCGACUCCGAGGGAAACAAGAUGUCUAAAUCCCGCGGAAACGUCAUCGAUCCUUUGGAGAUCAUCGACGGCACCACUCUCGACAACCUCAUCAGCAAGGUCCGAAACAGCAACCUUCCCAAGGGAGAGCAAGAUGCUUCCAUCAAAAAACUUCGCCAUGAGUUCGCACAAGGCAUUCCUGAAUGCGGUUCUGACGCCCUGCGUUUCGGUCUUCUUUCCUAUAUGGUUCAGAGCAGAAGCAUCAACUUGAACAUCAACAAGAUCAUCAGCUUCAGGCAGUUCUGCAACAAGAUCUGGCAGACCUUCAAAUUCACCAAGCCAAAAUUCGACCUGAUCACUGAUUUCACCCGCCAGCUCAACCCCACCAAGCAAAAUUUCCUCAACAGCUGGAUCCUCGCCAAACUCAAUACCAUGAUCGUCGAAAUCAAUACCAGCUUUGAAAAGUACGCUCUCGGAGAAUCCGAACUCUUCUAUAACUUCUGGCAGUAUGAGCUUUGCGAUGUUUAUCUUGAAGCCACCAACCUAUUUUCAUCAACGGAAGCGCCGAAGAGAAAGAUCACCGCCCUCACUCUCUUCGUUUGCUUGGAGAAUGGAUUGAGAUGCCUUCACCCCAUGAUGCCCUUCAUCAGCGAGGAGCUUUACCAGAAACUCCCAGCCUUCCCCGGAAAGGCCAAGAGCAUCACUAUUGCUCCCUAUCCCACCUCCCUACAGAGCAAUUCGAAGGCACUGAGGCUUACUUCAAGUCCAUCGACACUGAGUUUGAAAAGGUGA